Messenger RNA from Octopus bimaculoides (California two-spot octopus), 508 nucleotides. RefSeq lists its product as uncharacterized. NCBI's taxonomy places the organism in Eukaryota, Metazoa, Mollusca, Cephalopoda, Octopoda, Octopodidae. The record is from RefSeq and is a predicted model, not a curated record.
AUGACGUUGCUUAUUAUCGAGAAAAUUGACGCUGUUGGUGAUGCUACCGUUACACCUACAACAGCUACUACUACUGAUAUUGCUGAUGUCCAUGAUUUUGACAAUGAUAGAAGUGGUGAUAAUGAAAAGGCCAGUGACACAAACGAUAUUAAGUAUGGCGAAGAUAUUGGUGAUGGUGAUGCUGAUACUAUCGACCAGGAUAAUGAUGAUAUUGAUGAUGAGAUGCUGAUGACGUUGAUCUCAAACCUCGGCCAAAUCAGUGCCAAAAGAAUAUUCUGCAUCUCCAAACGCUUGCCAAUUAACAUAAUUGGGAAUCUUACGACAGAGUUUGGCAGGAGAACAAUAAAAGGUCUGUUAUGAAUUUCGCUAAGAAGGUCCAAGUUGUGUGAUGGGUGUUGUUUUAAAGAAAUUUAUUAAAAAUGAAGCCUCUGAUAUCUGAACGUGCUACAUAAUGGCCCAUAUUUCUUUUGAUCAGACAGAUGACUUAUCAUAAACACUUCGACUUCAA